AUGGUAUGUGACGGAAUGCAUUAUUGUAUAACUGAUUUCAGGAGCUUUGACAUAGUUUACGAUACUCCAGUCCUAUCAAUUGUGAAAGCUCCAGAUUCUCCAAUUUACAUUAGAAGAGAUAAAACGCUUCGAUACACUCUACAAGUGGAAGAUAUCAAUAAGAAUACUAGUCUUAUCUUUUAUCACUCUAUUAACAAUAGUAAGAGUUACAAUAUCCUUAACAAAACAGAUAUUCAAGUGAACCCAUUCCAAUUUGAAUAUGAUAUUCCAGUCCCAACCAAUAUUACAGAAGGUGUUUAUGAAAUAAGCAUUGUUGCACGAGACCAAAACAAACAAAUUUCAAAUCUUGUAAAAAAUAUCAUAAAAUUUUCAAAAUCCACAGAAAACAGAUUUGUUGAUGCCAUUAAGAAAUAUCACAUGAAUAGGAGGUAUAUUGUACCAUUCUUUCCGCGCAUUCUUUUUAAGACGUCCAAAUAA
Trichomonas vaginalis G3 is the source of this 477-nucleotide messenger RNA. RefSeq lists its product as uncharacterized. The record is from RefSeq and is a predicted model, not a curated record. Lineage: Eukaryota; Parabasalia; Trichomonadida; Trichomonadidae. Bases 1 to 477 code for a protein of 158 amino acids. The transcript has a single exon.